Messenger RNA from Anopheles maculipalpis, 368 nucleotides. RefSeq names its product ATP synthase subunit g, mitochondrial (gene ATPsynG). NCBI's taxonomy places the organism in Eukaryota, Metazoa, Arthropoda, Insecta, Diptera, Culicidae. Gene Ontology annotation, molecular function: proton transmembrane transporter activity. The record is from RefSeq and is a predicted model, not a curated record. The transcript is spliced from 2 exons. The coding region runs from base 47 to 346 and encodes 99 amino acids. Gene Ontology annotation, biological process: proton motive force-driven ATP synthesis.
CAAACGAUUGUAAUUCCGUCCUUCCACGCUUACAGAUUACAGCACAAUGGCUUCGUUGGCAAAUAAGGGAUCGUCGCUUGUUUCGACUCUGCUGACCCAGGCUCGCCCGAAGCUGAAUGUAUUCAUGAAGUACGCCAAGGUGGAGCUGACCCCACCGAGCCCCGGUGACAUUCCUGCUAUCCGCGACGGCAUUGCCCGCAUCAUCUCGGGCGCUCGCACCGGUGCCUGGAAGAAUCUGACCGUCCGCGAGGCCUGGCUGAACACGCUGGUUACGAUGGAGGUGUGCUUCUGGUUCUAUGCCGGCGAGUGUAUCGGCAAGCGUCAUCUGGUUGGCUACAGCGUCUAAGCGUUUUUGGUGUGUUGUUGCU